Molecule: messenger RNA, 1608 nt
Organism: Malassezia restricta
Lineage: Eukaryota; Fungi; Basidiomycota; Malasseziomycetes; Malasseziales; Malasseziaceae
Product: transporter
Exons: 1
Coding region: 1-1608 (535 amino acids)
Biological process (GO): transmembrane transport
Cellular component (GO): membrane
Molecular function (GO): transmembrane transporter activity
Source: RefSeq, a predicted model, not a curated record
AUGGUGCCGGUCAACGACAUGUUUGAGCCCGAAAAAGAGCAUGAAGAAGAGGUGCCUUUGCGCUCGCAGCUCGACCCGGCCGUGUACAAGAGCUUGGAGCGGAAUGCGUGCCUAAAGAUAGACCUGCAAGUGUUGCCCUUGUGUCUUUUGCUGUACCUUCUCUCUUUCCUUGAUCGAACCAACGUUUCCCAGUCCAUGAUGGACCGUGGCGAGACACGUCCCGACGGCAGUAUCAAAGAUCCAGGCAUUAUGACCUCUCUCGACAUGACGCCCCACCAAUAUGCAACCGCCUUAUCGGUUUUAUACCCCACGUACAUGGUAUUCGAGAUCCCUGCCAACCUCAUGAUCAAACGGGUGGGUGCGCGGAUUUGGAUGCCGUUCCUCGUCAUGGCAUGGGGACUUGUUGAAACACUACAGGGCCUUGUCUCGUCGAAAACAGGACUGUAUAUCUGUCGUGUGUUUCUCGGUUUAACGGAGGCGGGUAUUAUGCCAGGUAUCACCGUGUAUUUGACCUUUUUCUACAGGCCCAACGAGCUUCAGUACCGCCAGGCAUUCUUUUUCACGGGCACUUCGCUCAGUUGUGCAUUUUCUCCGCUUCUGGCCGUUGCUAUACGGAAAAUGGACGGCAUCGCUGGUCAGCACGGUUGGCAAUGGGUGUUCUAUCUUGAAGGUAUCUUCACCGUAUUGGUUGGAUUUCUAUCCUACUUUUUGCUCUCUAAUGAGCCUGCUGAUUGUGCUUUGUUGUCACCUUUGGAGAAGCGUGUGGCUGUGGAACGCCUGCAGGAAACGAGCGACAGAUAUACAAAUCACGACGAUCUGGCCACGAAGCUGAAACAAACCGAGCCAGAUGUAAGUGAAGACGAAGCACCUCGUUACGUCGCCUCGACAUGGUCUCGCGAAGUGUGGCGAGCAUUCACCGAUAUUCGCUGCUUGCUUAUCUCGGUCUUGGGCUUUUGCAUUAGUAUGCCCAUUUUCUCGCUCGCGUACUUUAUGCCAAGUAUUGUCAAAGGAAUCAAUGACGACUAUACCACCGUGGAGUCUAUGCUCAUGUCUUGUCCACCUUUUGCCGUGUCGUUUGCUUUCAGCCUCAUAAUAGCUGUGGUCUCUGAUCGCACCCGCCAACGCUACUUCUGUAUGGUGGCGUGCUAUGUGCUUUGUAUUGUUGGUUUGGCAGUAGCAUUGGGAUGCAAUGACUCCAUGACAAGGUACGGCGGUAUUAUCAUGGUCACAUCAGGCGGUUAUGCCGGUCCACCUUGUCUGCUAGCAUGGAUCGCAAACAACACGGCCGGACAUUACAAGACUGCGACAGCCCUGGCCAUGAUCAUUAUCCUGGAUAAUUGUAGUGGACUAGCCUCGGCUUGGCUAUUCAACACCAAAACGGAGGCACCUCGUUUCACGCGAGGCAUCUCUACAAAUCUCGCCAUGUCGGUUCUGGGUCUUAUCCUAGCCACGAUUCUGGAGCUGUUGAUCAUGCACGAGCGCAGGCAGCGUGCUCGUGGUCGCCGCGAUGAAGCAGUUCUUGCGCUGUAUAAACGCACUCGAUGGACUGAGGAGCAGCUUCGUGAGUAUAUGGGAGAUGACCACCCGGAGUUUCACCUGGAGCUGUGA